AUGCAGGCACUCCGCAAGAACAUCGACAAUGGUCCGCCUCCAAAGACCUUCGCAGAAGCUUCCGCUUCCGAUGACCCAGUUACUCCGCAUGUCCAUAAAGCCACCAGUCCGUCGACGCAUUUCAUUGCUGGCGCCACCGGUGGCAUGGUUACUGCCCUCCUGACGUCGCCCCUAGAUGUGCUUCGAACUCGUUUACAAUCAGAUUUCUAUCGCUCGCAGACCAAAUCCGCCGUCGCUCCCCCGCCUCAGACCCGAGUGUCUCUACCACGAUCCUUCCUUCUCCAUUUCCGUGAGACCUUUGACAUUCUAUUCACGAUACACCGCGUCGAGGGCUGGCGCAGUCUCUUCAGAGGACUGGGACCCAGUCUGACGGGUGUGGUCCCGGCCACUGCGAUCAAAUUCUACGCGUACGGCAAUUGCAAACGGCUCUACCCUGGCCUGCUGGGAAAGGAUGCCGACUCUACGUCGGUACACGCUCUCUCGGCGGCGACGGCCGGUGUUGUGACCGGUACCGCGACGAAUCCUAUCUGGCUCGUCAAGACCCGGCUUCAACUCGAUAAGUCACACUUGGAAAGCGGUGGGCAACCACGGUACAAGAGCAGCUAUGACUGCGUGAAGCAGGUCGUCAAGCAGGAAGGAUUGAGAGGGUUAUAUCGGGGUCUUGCGGCGAGCUACCUGGGAGUUAUCGAGACCACUCUGCAUCUUGCAUCCUACGAACGAAUGAAGGUCAUGCUCGCGAAUCAGAACAAGCUGCAGAACGAGAAGAAAAACAACGAGCUAUCCCAGGGUUUGAUUCUCAGUGGUGCAGCUGGUCUUUCCAAGCUGAUCGCCGUCUUGAUCGCUUACCCCCACGAGGUACUCCGGACUCGACUACGACAGGCCCCUAUGGCCAACGGCCACCCGAAAUACACCGGGGUGAUGCAAUGCCUCCGAUUGAUGGUUAAAGAAGAAGGAGUUGUCGCCCUUUACGGCGGACUGACGGCGCAUCUGAUCCGCACCGUCCCUUCGGCGGCGAUCACGCUGGGAACAUAUGAGCUGGUACUCAAGCUGCUGAAUUAG
Molecule: messenger RNA, 1059 nt
Organism: Aspergillus affinis
Lineage: Eukaryota; Fungi; Ascomycota; Eurotiomycetes; Eurotiales; Aspergillaceae
Product: putative mitochondrial carrier protein (Rim2)
Exons: 3
Coding region: 1-1059 (352 amino acids)
Biological process (GO): pyrimidine nucleotide import into mitochondrion
Cellular component (GO): mitochondrion
Molecular function (GO): pyrimidine nucleotide transmembrane transporter activity
Source: RefSeq, a predicted model, not a curated record